AGGUUGCAUGCAUGCACAGCCGAGUAAUGCACCACGUGGUGGAGUAGUGGCUCAGCAGCCGCAUUCCGGGCAGCGUUACCUUGAGCAGCUGAUGCCAUGUACUUCUAUAAGUACGUAGCGACGAGGUUCGAGGACGCGAAGGCCGCACUGUUGCCUGGUGAGAGCGAAGAAGACUUCGACCCUCACGCACACCGUCAUGUACCAAAACCCACCACGUACUCGGAGACCAUGAUGCACAUGCUGAAGGGGUGCCUGGGCGCCGGUUUGCUUGCUAUGCCCAACGCGUUCGCACGAAUGGGCGUCAUAUAUGGCACACUGGGCAUGAUCUUCAUUGGCUUCUUCGCCACUUAUUGCAUCCAAGUGCUGGUCCAUGCGCAAUACGUGCUCUGCAAGAGGAUGCGCCGCGGCUACAUGGCGUACAACAAGAGCAUGCGGGUGGCAGUGAUGGGCGGUCCAGACUUCAUGCGUGGGAGCGCUGGAUUCUUCGCAAAUGGCGUAGACUUCUUUCUUUUAGUAUGGCAAAUAGGAAUCUGUGCCGUAUAUUUUGUAUUUGUUGCAGAGAAUGUAAAGCAGGUGUUGGACUACUACGGAUACGUGGUCAGCGUGCGGCGGCUCAUUGUUUACACUUACCCUCCUCUGCUACUUCUAAGUCUCAUAAAAGAUUUGAAACUAUUGACUCCAUUUUCGACGAUCUCAAACUUUAGCAUUAUGCUAGGAUUGUAUCUCACGUUCUUUUAUUUAAUAGAAGACGAACCCAUAAUGGAUGACAGUAAAUUUCAAAUGAAAGGAAUUGAAGAAAUUCCUGUAUUCAUCGGUAUCACCCUCUUUGCGUUGGAAGCAGUGGGCGUGAUCUUGGCGCUUGAGUACAACAUGGAGAAGCCGAGGGAUUUCACGGGGCUGUGCGGGCUAUUCAGUGUUGCCAUGUUCAUCAUCAUCGGCAUUUACGUCACAUUGGGCAUCUUCGGCUAUCUCAAGUAUGGCAACGCAUGCGAAGGAUCCAUUACGCUGAAUUUGCCACAGAACCAGAAAAAGGCGCAAGUGGCGAAGAUGACAUUUACGUUAGCCUUGUUUCUAUCGUAUCCACUACAAAACUUCGUGGCGUGGCAAAUCAUAUGGCGUAAAUCAAGAAAAAAAUUUCACAUAAGCUACAGACAUAUAGCAGAUUAUUUAAUACGUUUUGUGGUCGCCACCUUACCCUUCGGCAUGGCGGUGGCGGCGCCGAACCUCGAGGCGUUCAUGGGGCUGCUGGGCGCGUUCUGUCUCACAUUUGCGGCCAUAGUGUUUCCUGCACUCAUGGAACUCUGCGUGAAUUGGCCUGAAAAAUACGGAUUCUGCUACUACAAAUUCUUCAAGGACGUAUUUAUUAUUAUAUUCGGUGUCUUCGCUUGUUUCUCUGGAGUCUACACCAGUUCUCUCGAAAUAUUAGCACAACAAAAAAAAUAAUUGCUCGCUGGAUUCCGUGCAAGCAAGCUAUAUAUGGUUUGUCUCCCUAUUUUAUGAAUGUACCUAUUUU
Molecule: messenger RNA, 1513 nt
Organism: Spodoptera litura
Lineage: Eukaryota; Metazoa; Arthropoda; Insecta; Lepidoptera; Noctuidae
Product: proton-coupled amino acid transporter-like protein acs
Biological process (GO): amino acid transmembrane transport
Cellular component (GO): vacuolar membrane
Molecular function (GO): L-amino acid transmembrane transporter activity
Source: RefSeq, a predicted model, not a curated record